Molecule: messenger RNA, 348 nt
Organism: Protopolystoma xenopodis
Lineage: Eukaryota; Metazoa; Platyhelminthes; Monogenea; Polystomatidea; Polystomatidae
Source: the annotation of a GenBank genome assembly
AUGAAGUCCUUGGAGUGCGGCUUAAUAAAAUGCCCUUAUUCCUGGCAUACGCUGUACUCCGUCCUGAAGGACUUCAGGGCGGAAUAUACGGAUUUUGAGGCCCUCGCUUCUUAUUAUGCUCAGUAUUUAACUGAAUUGUGUUUUUCCCGCAGAACAUCACUAUCGGGUCGAAUUCGGCGAGAACAUCAUCCUAAAGCACUUCCUUCUAACAUGCGAUGUGGACCCGAGGAUGAGGGCCAAAGAGAACGUUAUGCAUUACUGGAAAAUGCUCCACUCGCUGGAAGUGAUCAAGAGGGAAUAUGCCGCCCUCAGGAAAUCUGCCAAGCUGCCUCCUGUAAGUGUCACUAG